AUGGGGAUUGCCGAGUUUAUGAGCCGGCUGUCGCCGGCACCAUCGAGCGCGCACGAGGAUGACGAGAGUUUGAGUGGCCAGCCGUCGCCCCGAAGCGAUGGCUCUAGCCCCACGCCGCGCUCGACCGGUUCAGGCCGCCCACGCCUGCGUCUGUUUGCAAGCGGUGAUUCAGCGGCGUCGGCGUCGGCGUCGGUUGCGGCCGUCGAGACUGCGGAGGAGGACACUCUGCGGAAAGUGGUAUCGGACGACCAGAAAGGCGAGGGCGACCAUGGGCCUCCGCUUUGUAACCAGACUUCAUCUCAGUCAGAGAAGGGCCUGGCCCCAUUAUGGAAGGCUCUCGUUUCCUUUGCGUCCAAGGAUAAGGAGGAAGCAGAGGAGGAGCAGGAGGAUGUAGACGAAACGGCCAAGGUGCUCAUGCCGCCGAAUUAUAAGCACUUGUUCACACACAGGCGCUUUCCGUAUGAUUCUGCGUUUACAAGGGCCGACUGGGCCAAGGAGCUUGUCGCCGUGCCGGACAAUGGUAUUCGCGAGGAGCUCAACGAUAUGUAUUCCAUCUUUGCCGCUAUGGAGCGGAGACCUACCAUGCUCACGGGAGAUGACGUUGCCCUUUUCGUCGACUGGUUCCGCACAUUUCUCACCAGUUUGCAAGAGUUGUUCUAUCUGGAAGAGGAGUGCUUGUAUGCCUGGAUUGACGGCACGGAUAUGCUCUCUACUGAGAUGCGCAAGUGGGGAGACGGCGUCAAAAAUGGGCGAAUGCGCGGGGCCUUGUCGGCUGCGAAGCGCAUGCGUCGUAAAGGGGAGAUUGUCCGUAUUGGCAACCAGAUCACAACCUGUCAGCGGCUGUUUGAACGUCGUCCAAUUGCAGAGGGGCUUCCAGUCUUAGCAUCUAUUAUCUCGCCGUUUGUCGAUGAGCUUGUGGCGUACAUAGACCUCAAGAGGGACACAUUGCCGGCCAUUAUCGAGAUGCACCUCGAGCAAAAGGACCGCGUGCGUUUUGAGCGCGGCUACUGGGAGCUGGGCCGUGCGCAGCCGGCACAUGAGACAACAUUGGUGCUGGCGACACGCUGGAUGGGCCGCAGGCAGAUGCGCAAGUGGAGGUCUAAGUACUUCGGGCCGAAGAAGGGCGUUUAUGGCAAGUGGAAGACGGCCUUCUUGAAGGAGCAUCACGGCAUAGUGAGCGAGUUUGCCAAUAGAGUGAAGACGAGUGAAGAGGAGCGCUUGAACCAAAUGCAGGAAAGUAAGAAUGCGCGCGCCAUGGCAGAACUCGCCAUCCAGAAUAUGCCCCCUCCACUCGAGUGUACUGAUUCCGAGCUGCAAAGCGGGCUGAGCAGCAGCUGCGCCAGCAGCUUUCGACAGAGCAACCUUUCUGCCUCGGCCAUCCCAAUGCCGACGUGCGCUUGA
This is a messenger RNA of Chondrus crispus (carragheen), 1401 nucleotides long. RefSeq lists its product as hypothetical. The record is from RefSeq and is a predicted model, not a curated record. Lineage: Eukaryota; Rhodophyta; Florideophyceae; Gigartinales; Gigartinaceae. The transcript has a single exon. The coding region runs from base 1 to 1401 and encodes 466 amino acids.